CAGAUCGGAUCAGUCUUCAAAGCAAAGGCGAUGGCAUUUUAUCCCCUGCAAAUUGCUGGACUGGUUCUUGGCUUUCUCGGCAUGGUCGGGACUCUUACCACAACCCUUCUGCCUCAGUGGAGAGUAUCAGCUUAUGUUGGCAGCAACAUUAUUGUCUUUGAAAGGCUCUGGGAAGGGCUCUGGAUGAACUGUGUCCGACAAGCCAAGAUCACGUUGCAGUGCAAGUUCUAUAGUUCUUUGCUGGCUCUCCCACCUGCCUUAGAAGCAGCCCGGGCCCUCAUGUGUGUGGCUGUGGCUCUCUCCUUGAUUGCUCUGCUUAUUGGCAUCUGUGGCAUGAAGCAGGUCCAGUGCACGGGCUCGGAUGCGAGGGCCAAAGCAUACCUUCUGGGGACUUCCGGAGUUCUCUUCAUCCUGACGGGCAUCUUGGUUCUGAUUCCGGUGUGCUGGACAGCCAAUAUCAUCAUCAGGGAUUUCUACAACCCAGCCGUCCAUGUAGGUCAGAAACGAGAGCUGGGAGCAGCACUUUUCGUCGGCUGGGCAAGCGCCGCUGUCCUCCUCAUAGGAGGGGGUCUGCUCUGUGGUUUCUGCUGUUGCAACAGGAAGAAGGAAACGCACAGGUAUCCAGCCCCUGGGAAUUGUGUCCCAUACACAGAUAAGCGAAGGAACACGAGAAUGCCGAAUAAGACCUCCACCAGUUAUGUCUAAUGCCUGUUUCUGG
This is a messenger RNA of Hipposideros armiger (great roundleaf bat), 718 nucleotides long. It is a transcript of the gene CLDN17, whose product is annotated as claudin 17. Lineage: Eukaryota; Metazoa; Chordata; Mammalia; Chiroptera; Hipposideridae. Bases 31 to 705 code for a protein of 224 amino acids. Gene Ontology annotation, molecular function: structural molecule activity. Gene Ontology annotation, cellular component: membrane; bicellular tight junction. The record is from RefSeq and is a predicted model, not a curated record. The transcript has a single exon.